UCAUGAUAAUCGAGCAUGUCUGGAAAACCCUCUUCGUUUUGGUUGAAUGAGUAUGAAAUGAAGUAUGCAUGAUGGUAGCAAGAGAAAUGACAAGUUAGUUAAAUUUCUUCAACAACCAAUCACCAAUCGUCACUUCAAUUUUUGUUUCUUUCUUCAUCUUCAAAACCUAAACUGUUUCAAGCUUCAAGCUAUCGUCAAUGGCGGUUUCGGAGGAAGAGUGUUCUUCCGCGAAGCCAGGACCGUCUUCAUAUCCCUCCACGAAGCCCUACUAUCUCUCCAAGUGCGUUCUCAGAGGCAGUGCCGUUCUUCAGGUUCUUUAUGGCCACAUCCGUUCACCUUCAUCGAACGACGUAGUUUUCGGCAAGGAGACAUCAAUAGAAUUGGUGGUCAUUGGUGAGGAUGGGAUUGUACAAUCAGUGUGUGAUCAACCAGUUUUUGGCAUUAUCAAAGAUCUUGCAAUAUUGCCAUGGAAUGCCAAAUUCCAAAUGCGGGAUCCGCAGAUGUGGGGUAAAGAUCUUUUGAUUGCUUUAUCCGAUUCUGGGAAGCUUUCAUUCCUCACAUUUUGCAAUGAAAUGCACAGAUUUUUCCCUGUAACACAUGUUCAUCUAUCUAGUCCUGGAAACACAAGGGAUCUCCCUGGAAGAUUGCUAGCAGUUGAUUCUAGUGGUUGUUUUGUUGCUGCCAGUGCAUAUGAAGAUCGGUUGGCUCUAUUUUCUGUGUCAGGGAUUGGCAAUGAUAUUGUUGAUGAGAGGAUAAUGUAUCCUACUGAAAGUGAAGGGACUGCAAGUAUUUCUACAAGUAAUCACAGAAGCACUUUAAGUGGUACUAUUUGGAGCAUGUGCUUUAUUUCACAAGAUUCCAAGCAAUCAAACAAGGAGCAUAAUCCUAUACUAGCUGUUGUUCUAAAUAGGAGGGGAAAACCUCAAAAUGAUUUGAUACUGUUGGAAUGGAAUAUUAAAGCACGUACAAUCUCUGUCAUUUCUCAGUUUGUUGAAGCUGAAGCUGGGUUUCUAGCACUUAACAUUGUUGAAGUUCCUAACUCUCAUGGACUUGCAUUUCUAUUCAGAGAAGGUGAUGCUCUUUUGAUGGAUUUAAGAGACGCUUGCAACCCAUGUUGCGUCUAUAGGACUAACUUAAACUUUUUACCCAAUGCCAUGGAGGAGCAGACUUAUAUUGAGGACUCUUGUAAAUUACAAGAUGUUGACGAUGAACGCUUUAAUGUUGCUGCCUGUGCUUUGUUGGAGCUGAGUGAUUAUGAUCCUAUGUGCAUAGACAAUGACAGUGCCAGUACUAAUCCAAGUUUCAAGUAUGUAUGCUCAUGGAGUUGGGAACCUGAAAAUAAUAAAGAUCCCAGGAUGAUCUUGUCUGUAAAUACUGGAGAAUUUUUUAUGAUUGAAAUUCUUUUUGAAUCUGAUGGCCUUAAAGUUAGUAUCUCUGAGUGUCUUUAUAAAGGUAUGCCUUGUAAAGCACUUUUGUGGGUUAAAGGUGGAUAUAUAGCUGCCUUUAUAGAAAUGGGAGAUGGCAUGGUUCUGAAAUUGGAAGAUGGAAGGCUAUGCUAUACAAACCCUAUUCAAAAUAUUACACCAAUACUGGACAUGGCAGUUGUGGAUUAUCAUGAUGAGAAACAUGAUCAAGUGUUUGCCUGCAGUGGUGAGGCACCUGAGGGGUCGUUAAGGAUAAUUCGGAGUGGUAUCAGUGUAGACAAGCUAAUUAGGACUGCUCCCAUAUAUCAGGGGGUCUAUGGUGCUUGGACUGUUCGAAUGAAAAUUACUGAUUCAUAUCAUUCUUUUCUAGUGCUAUCAUUUGUUGAGCAGACAAGAAUAUUGUCAGUUGGAUUAAGUUUUACAGACGUGACUGAUUCAGUUGGUUUCCAACCUAAUGUAUGUACCUUGGCAUGUGGCCUUUUUAGUGAUGGUCUGCUUGUCCAGAUCCACAAAUCUACUGUUAGGCUUUGUUUGCCUACCAAGGGUGCUCAUGCUGAAGGUAUAUCCAUGUCCUCUCCUAUUUGCACAUCUUGGUCUCCAGAUAACAUGACCAUCAAUUUGGGGGCAGUUGGGCACAAUUUCAUAGUUGUGUCCACCUCUAACCCAUGCUUCUUGUUUAUUCUAGGGGUAAGGUUGCUAUCAGCUUAUCAUUAUGAAAUUUAUGAAAUGCAUCAUUUAGGACUGCAGAAUGAAUUGUCAUGCAUUUCCAUCCCUAGACAAAAAACUGAGCAGAAACAACCAAAUUCAUCUUCUGCAAAUAAAAGAAGUACUUCUUCCCUUGUUAGUGGAGUUGACAUCAAUAAAACCUUUGUUAUUGGCACACACAAGCCAUCUGUUGAAAUUUUGUCUUGUGGUCCUGAUGGAGUUACGGUGGUUGCUUGUGGGACAAUUUCAUUAACAAAUACAAUGGGGACUACCUUAAGUGGCUGUGUACCUGAAGCUGUGCAGCUUGUAUUUGUUGAUAAGUAUUAUGUUCUUGCUGGAUUGAGGAAUGGAAUGCUUCUUCGCUUUGAGUGGCCAACAAGAUCAUCUUCAAUACCAUUGACUGUGGAUAAUGCUGAUUUAUGUUCCACAAAUUUGGUGAAUUCUGUGGCCAAUGCUUUUGACAAGAGAAAUGACCUGCCUUCCGUGCUUCAGUUGAUUGCCAUUCGUCGUAUUGGUGUUACUCCAGUUUUCUUGGUGCCCUUGGAUGACUCGCUUGAUGCUGAUAUAAUUGUUCUAUGUGAGAGACCUUGGUUGUUGCAUAGCGCAAGACACAGCCUUUCCUAUACUUCUAUUUCAUUUCAGCCAUCCACACAUGUUACUCCUGUUUGCUCCAUUGAGUUUCCUAAAGGAAUACUAUUUGUUGCAGAAAACAGUUUACAUCUUGUGGAGAUGGUGCACAGUAAGAGAAUUAAUGCACAGAAGUUUCAUUUAGAAGGCACUCUACGCAAGAUCCUGUAUCACAAUGAAAGCAGGAUGUUGCUUGUGUUGAGGACUGGACUGAAUUAUGGUACAUGCUCGUCUGACAUAUGUUUUGUGGAUCCCACAAGUGGGUCAGUGCAUUCAUCUUUUAGACUCGAACCUGGAGAAACAGGAAAAUCCAUGGAAUUAGUAAGGGUUGGAAGUGAGCAGGCUCUUGUAGUUGGAACUAGUCUGUCUUCUGGUCCGGCCAUAAUGCCCAGUGGGGAAGCUGAGAGUGCUAGGGGUCGCCUUCUUGUUCUUUGCCUUGAUCAUGUGCAAAAUUCAGAUAGUGGUUCAAUGACAUUAUGUUCAAAGGCAGGAUCGUCAUCUCUACGAACUUCACCAUUUCAUGAAAUUGUUACAUAUGCUCCCGAACAGUUAUCAGGCAGCAGUCUUGGCAGCAGCCCCGAUGAUAAUAGUUCCGAUGGGAUCAAACUAGAUGAAAAUGAAGUAUGGCAGUUCCGGUUUGCUUAUGGCAAUACAUGGCAGGGAAUGGUGCUUGCAAUCUGUCCUUAUCUUGAUCGUUACUUCCUGGCAUCAGCUGGCAAUACUUUUUAUGUUUGUGGUUUCCCAAAUGACAAUCCCCAAAGAGUGAGAAAGUUUGCGCAGGGAAGGACACGUUUCUUGGUAACAUCAUUGACUGUACAUUUCACUAGAAUCGCUGUUGGUGAUUGUCGUGAUGGUGUCCUUUUCUAUUCCUACCAUGAGGAUACAAAAAAAUUGGAGCAACUUUACUCUGACCCAUCGCUGAGGUUAGUUGCUGAUUGCAUUCUUAUGGAUGCUGAAACGGCUGUCGUUUCGGAUCGUAAAGGAAGCAUUGCUGUUUUAUGUUCAGAUCAUUUGGAAGAUAAUGCAAGUCCAGAAUGCAAUUUGUCACUAAAUUGUGCUUAUUUCAUGGGUGAAAUAGCCAUGAGCAUUCAGAAGGGUUCAUAUUCAUACCGUCUUCCAGCUGACGAUGCUCUGCAAGGAGCCAAUUGGCCCAAGACAAACAUUGAUUCACUACAAAAUACAAUUAUUGCUAGUACUCUGUUAGGAAGCAUCAUGAUCUUCAUCCCUUUAUCAAGGGAAGAAUAUGAGCUCUUAGAAGCAGUGCAAACAAGACUUGCUGUACAUCAUUUGACUGCACCUAUUCUUGGGAACGAUCAUAAUGAGUUUCGCAGCCGUGAAAAUCCAGCCGGAACACCCAAAAUACUUGAUGGUGAUAUGUUGACUCAGUUUCUGGAGUUGACAAGCAUGCAACAACAGAUCAUUUUAUCAUCCGACCCACCGGAAAUGGUAAAAUCAAGUUUGAAGUCACUCCUACCUCCACAUGUUCCUAUUAAUCAGGUUGUUCAACUUCUUGAACGAGUUCAUUAUGCGCUGAACUAAACAUAAAUACACCUUUCUAGCCCGGUCCUCUUUUCCCCUAACAACGGUAAAUGAAAAGCGGGACAAUCCAUAUCUAGUCAUAAUCAUUGUUGGCCGUAAAUUGUUACUUCCCUUGCAAUGUGGUGUUUGAUAUGGUGUUUGAUAUGGAACAUGACAUGAGACAGUACCAACAUGUGAAGAGGAGCUAUUAACUCGUGGCUGCAAGAUCCCACAAUUAGCGGUGUAGUAUUAACAAUCAAUCACAGGGUAAGCUUGGUCGCAGAAUCACGGCCUCCAUGUAAUGCUGUUGUUGAGUUUGGGUCGAAGCUGCUCAGGCAUGACAGUUGGGCCAAGAUUUCAGUCUUCUCAAAUGGUUAGUCUCUUGUAUCUGUUGUAGUUUCAGAAACUUAUACAGUAGAAAAAGGACACGACACAAUAAAAUUGUACAAUAGCGAGAUUAGUAUGUCCAGCAUUUUUUUUUUCUCUUGGGAAAGAAGGGUGGUGGUGGCAGCGGCGACAGUGUUUGCCGGGUGGGGGUCGUCUUAAAUUACAAUAUUGUACAUUAAUAAUUUAGAAAGAAAAGAGUUCAUUUUCGUGUGAA
Molecule: messenger RNA, 4875 nt
Organism: Arachis stenosperma
Lineage: Eukaryota; Viridiplantae; Streptophyta; Magnoliopsida; Fabales; Fabaceae
Exons: 15
Coding region: 198-4295 (1365 amino acids)
Biological process (GO): mRNA splicing, via spliceosome
Cellular component (GO): nucleus; U2 snRNP
Molecular function (GO): U2 snRNA binding; protein binding
Source: RefSeq, a predicted model, not a curated record